AUGGCCUGUCAUUUUUAUCAAAUAAAUCAGCUGGUUGUCAAACCCUUUCUGUCAAAAUUCUUAAAUUUUUUUUGUUUUUGCCGGAUUUCCCAAAAAUCUUUCUAAAUUCACGUAUUUUAAAAACAUUGAGUUGUGAAAAUAAGACUCUGGAAUUAAAUUGAAUAGGAACAAACCCUAAAUUUCCUUGUAAAAUGCCAAUCUCCCUUCUAUUUGGCAUUAACAAUGAAGGGAGAGUGUACACCUUAUCUACCAGCGGCUCUAUGUGGAGAGAACUACCUUAUAAUGGCCAAGACUUUAAGAAAUUGUCAGGAGUUCCCCAUUUCCUUUGGGGUUUGGGUGGUGACCACCAAAUUUAUGUGUAUGUGCACGGCUUAGAUAUACCUAUAAGAAUCCGAGAGGAAUCUUACGAAAAUGAGAGAUGGCUUCCAAUAGAAGGGUUCAGCUCUCGUUUACUACCUACUGAUAGAUUUCAUUUCUCCAAUGCUGAUGGCACCAUAAAUAGAUCUAUUGACACAAUUAGGCUUCCAUCAAUGGCCUGGCAUUGGGAAGGUGACUGGCAGUUGGAACUAACUUUAGAUGGACAACCUUUAGACCACAAUGGCUGGACUUAUGCAGUAGAUUUCCCCGCUCAAUUUUAUCCAAAAAAACAAUGGAAAAGCUGCGUGAGGCGUCGUCUAUGGGUUAGAACUGCCAAAUAUUGUGCCAUGAACUCUUGGUGUGCUAUCGCACCUCUCCAUAAGGAUGCCACAACAGAACCGUUUAUAGAUGUUUCAAUUGGAGGACAGAAUGUGGCAGGAGCAGAACCGGGAACUAUGUUGGUUUGGGCUGUUACGUCUCAUAAUAGAGUUAUGUUUAGGAGUGGUGUGACAACAAAGUCACCAGAGGGAGCAAAAUGGAACUACAUUCAGACACCUCCGGGGUGCGAGGUCUACCAAAUUAGUGUGGGGCCAACUGGGCUGGUUUGGGCUGUUUUACUGGAUGGUAGGGCAUUAGUAAGACUUGGCGUCGGUAGAGAUUGUUUAGAAGGUGAUACAUGGCUAGAAGUUCGAAGUCCGGGCGACAAUCUAAGAAUUACUCAACUCUCUGUUGGCUGUUCAAGUGUAUGGGCCGUAACUCAAGAUAAACAAGUAUUUUUCCGCAAAGGAGUUAAGGGCGAAGGAGCGGGCAUGAGCGAAGAAUGUGCCGCCGGUUCGGCAUGGAUUGAGAUGGUUGGACGCAUGCUUCAAUUAUCGGUGACUUCGACCGAUCAAGUGUUUUGCGUCGGCGCAGAUGACCGGAUCGUUUAUAUGCGCACCGGAGUGUGUCAGGAAGACUUGACGGGGAAACGAUGGCGGGCGAUACGGGCGCCUUUGCAAGUCAGUAGGGCCAGUAGUAAUGCUAGUCUUGGCAGAGAUAAGUUUCAUCGUAGCUUGAACCAUCUUGGGAGUCGCCCAAGCAGCAUGAUCGAGCAAUCGAACCUGUCAGAGUUCGAAGAACAGUCGCGUUCGGCCCCCAUGGCACCCACUUCGCUCCCUGUGGGAGACUACAAGUUCGAAGUUCAACCGAAACACUCGAAAGCCUGGAGCCCGGUGCACUCUGUCGGUUCGAUUGUUGGAACCGAAGUUCAUCCCGAGACAGACGAGAGUAUUUGGAGCGAAUCCAGUAGGGAUUCUUGUAUAUUCGCCGAGGACGACGAGAUGGGAUGGGCCGAGUAUGAUGCUCCAUGGUCUUGGGUUGAAGCCGGAACCUGCUUAAUAGAUUCAAACCAACCGCCAAAUUGGUUCGCCGAUUCCAACUGCGGUGCCAUGCAAGAAGACUUCGAGCAGCCUUGGCGAAACAAAAUUCUAUUCGACCUGAAAUCCCGUCUGCCCAAUAAAGAGAAAUUCAGUUUAUACCCUCCCGCGGUCGAUACCACUUCGUGGGUACACAAAGGCGAAGCCAGAGUCAAUUUAAGGUCUUCCGCAUUCGUUGAUUGCAUUUUAGAGUUAGAAUGGAUUCAGACCACCGGAACUUUAACUAUACUGAAUCCAGAUGGGGCAACUGAUAUGCAUUCUUUUACUUUGAGCGACAUUACGUGCGUUCAGUUGAGCAGCGAACCAGGAAAUCCCAGAUUAUCCAUACAUACUCCCAGAAACCGUAUUCCGAUAGUUUGUUUGCAAUUUUCUAGCGACACCUUGCUUGAGGAAUGGCAAACACAUUUGACAACUACGUGUGGAAAACUUCGAGACGCUCAAGGUAAACCAAGUGACGAAAGUAUAUGGGCCGUGACCAACUUGGGAGACAUAUUUGUCUGGGAUCCCACUCAGCUUGAAAGCAAUCAGCUUCGAGAGGACGAUUUUUACGUUCAAAAGUUUGAUCUUAGCGGUAAAGAGUGUCCUAUCAAAGUUAAUCUGCAUGUCGGGUGCAUUCCUGGAACGAUUUUAACACUCACAGGAUGCGUUGGUGAUGAAGCCGAACGUCUGGGAUUUAACUUAGAAGUCCCCGUGUCUUAUAAAAGUAGGCAUAAAGCUUUUACGGAGCUCGAAAAUGUUUGCCUACAUAUAAACCCGAGGUUUUCAGAGGAGGUAGUAGUAAGAAACUCUAUGACCGACGGAAAGUGGGAUAAGGAGGAAAAAGAGGGUCAGAUCCCCUUUGUGAGAGGACAAGAGUUUAAGUUGCAAAUUGAAAGUACCGAGGAUGCUUUUUGCCUUAUUGUAAACGAUAAAAAGUUUACCAGUUUUAGGCAUCGGAUAGCUCCUCAUUCUGCGAGUAUUCUUCAUCUAUGGGGCAAAAUGCAACCAUUUAAACUGAUAAUAAAAAGCCCUACGAUAAUAGUGGAUCCCCUGGAACUAUACUGGAGGCAAAUGGGUGGUCAUUUGAGAAGAGUCGAGUCUUGUAAUGCAGGCGUUACUUGGGGGAUAGGUUAUGACCACACUGCUUGGGUAUAUACGGGGGGUUGGGGAGGCGGUUUCCUCGGCACUCUGGAUACCAGCAAUGUCCACCCGAUGACAGACUCCCAGGACUAUCGCGUAUAUGAAAACCAAAGAUGGAACCCGGUAACCGGAUACACCGCUUCCGGUUUGCCCACGGACAGACACAUGUGGAGCGACGCUUCCGGCAAACAGAAGCGGCUCAAGGAUCAAGUGAAACUUUUGUCGUCCAGAUGGCAGUGGGUGUCCGAUUGGAUGGUCGAUUUCCACGUGCCGGGUGGGGUGGACAAAGAGGGGUGGCAGUAUGCGGUCGAUUUUCCCGCCACUUAUCAUGCUAAUAAGCAGUUUACCGAUUUGGUUAGGAGAAGACGUUGGUACAGAAGAUGUGCCAUAGCGACCACAGGUCCCUGGCAAGAAUUAGGCCAUACAAAACUAUUAGACGUAUCAUUAGAACCAGUUAGUGACGAUCCAGAUACGAGGAUUUCCGUUUGGGCUUUGGCCUCGGGUGGCCAAGCCAUGUUUAGGGUUGGAACUUCCAGGGAAAAUCCUCUGGGUCAUAUUUGGGAACACGUUACGACCGACCAACCGUUAAGCAGUUUAAGUUGUGGACCCUUCAAUCAGGUAUGGGCGACGGGUAAAAAGGGGUGCGCAUACUUCAGAGUGGGGAUUAAAGUAGAUCUGUUGCAAGGUGAAAGGUGGAUUUGUGUGGAACCUCCGGCGGGUGUUCAACUGAAACAGAUCUCUGUAAAUGCGGCUGGCAUAUGGGCCGUAGAUACUUUGGGCAGAUUAAACGUAAGGAAAGAGGUCACUUCGACUUUUCCAGAAGGAACUCAUUGGCAGAACAUUGUGGCUGAUCCGCCUGUCUUAAAUUCUGCUCCUCAUACUAAAGGCUUUAAACAUGUGAGCGUAGGCAAAACGGAAGUGUGGGCGAUAACUGAUGGUGGUGCCGUUAUUAGGCGAGUCGGUAUUUCGAAGGAGAAUCCGGCUGGUGCUGGUUGGGAUAUAGGAAUUGCCGGAAAUUGGCAACACAUUAGUAUCAGAGCCUUUAGAUAGUUGCUUUACACUUGGAUGAUUUUAUUUUUUAUUGUGAUCUACGUAAGAAAACUUAUUAAUUAAGAUUUAAAGUUCUCUGCAUUCCUUUUUGACUCGUUAAACAUAAUCUUUAAAGUAUUAUUUGCUGCAGCAGAUUUUAUGUCGAUUUGUUGACUUAUUUAAAUUUUAAGACUGUAUUACUAUGUCUGAGUAGAUUAACUUAUUUUUUAUUUAUAUUUUAUUUUAUUUUAAAGCUUUUGUUGUUUGUUGUAGCUUUUUAUAUAAAAUGACUAAACUAGGAUCCAAAGAAUUAAAUAAAACAAAUAUUUUAACUCA
Anthonomus grandis grandis is the source of this 4256-nucleotide messenger RNA. RefSeq names its product tectonin beta-propeller repeat-containing protein. Bases 192 to 3941 code for a protein of 1249 amino acids. The record is from RefSeq and is a predicted model, not a curated record. Gene Ontology annotation, molecular function: carbohydrate binding. Gene Ontology annotation, cellular component: membrane. Lineage: Eukaryota; Metazoa; Arthropoda; Insecta; Coleoptera; Curculionidae. The transcript has 19 exons.